Molecule: messenger RNA, 717 nt
Organism: Rotaria sp. Silwood2
Lineage: Eukaryota; Metazoa; Rotifera; Eurotatoria; Philodinida; Philodinidae
Source: the annotation of a GenBank genome assembly
AUGUUUCGUAUUUCUCUCCUAGUUUUAUUGCUCUGUUGGAGUCCAUUAAUUUUAUGCAAAAAGGAAGAACAAGUAUGCUUUCAACAUGUGGAUAGCAGUGGAGCUUAUCCAUGUGAAAGUCGGCCGAGUAAAGAACCGCUCAGUUUACAGUAUAGCAAAGUUCAAAUUAGUAAACCUGCACCAUCAUUUGAAGGUAUUGCUGUUAUUAAUGGAGAAUUUAAAGAAAUUAGUUUGAAUGAUUUCAAAAAUAAAUAUCUCGUACUUCUCUUCUAUCCAUUGGAUUUUACAUUUGUAUGUCCAACUGAGAUUAUUGCUUUUUCUGAUCGUAUUGAAGAAUUUAAAAAAAUUAAUACUGAAGCAUGGAUCAAUACACCUCGUGAACAAGGUGGUUUGGGCAAGAUUCAAAUUCCACUUUUGUCAGAUUUAACACAUCAAAUGUCUAAAGAUUACGGUGUAUAUUUACAAGAUGUAGGCCAUGCAUUGAGAGGAUUGUUUAUAAUUGAUGGCCGUGGUAUUCUCCGUCAAAUUACAAUGAAUGAUCUUCCUGUUGGUCGAUCAACUGAUGAAACACUUCGACUUCUUCAAGCUUUUCAAUAUACUGAUAAACAUGGAGAAGUAUGUCCUGCUGGUUGGCAUCCAGGUGCAGACACUAUUAUUCCAAACCCCGAAGAAAAACUGAAAUAUUUCAGUAAAACUUAUGAAACAAAAAAGAAUUAA